AUGGCACCCUCAGGCUAUUCUUGGGCCAAACCAGGUCCCUCAAGAGCUGCUCGGAAAGUGCCAAGCUUCACUGCGCCGAACCCAGCCUUCGUCACUAUUCUUGUCGGAAAAGAGGAGUCCAAAUUCGUAGUCCACAGAGACCUCAUGUUUCAUUAUUCGACCUUUUUCAAAACUGCGUUCGAAGGUCCAUUCGUCGAGCAUGAAACGCAAACUAUGCGACUGGAGCACGUUGAGUCUAGGUUGUUUGGGGUAUUGAUACAUUGGCUGUAUACGAAAGAGAUCAAAUACGAAGACGAUAUCCUUUCAAGCAGCAUGCCAAUGCAGGGGGUUUCACUUGCACCAAUUUCCAACUCUAAUGGGAAGAGAGUAAAGAAAGAGCUUCUGAUGGCAAUGCUCUGGAUGCUUGCUAAAACCUGCAAUGUCUACGAGUUACAAAAUGAGGUUAUGGGACUUCUUUACACACUUGUGAAAGUCCUCACUCUGGAAAAUAUCACGCCGCUGAUUUGCUACGCAUAUAAAGAUGGAGAACCGACAGCACUCAAACGACUACUCAUUCAAGCUGUGGCCUUGUCUCCGGAUUCAGCCAAGUUUUUACAAUGGGUGGAUAACGCAACUGAAGAAGUCACUAAAGAUCUUGCGAAAGAACUCUCGAAAAUGCUUGGAGACAGAGCCGAUCUUUCGAUCGGACGAGUACAGGAUUUCUGGGUAGAGGUGCCUUGA
Amorphotheca resinae ATCC 22711 is the source of this 720-nucleotide messenger RNA. RefSeq lists its product as hypothetical. NCBI's taxonomy places the organism in Eukaryota, Fungi, Ascomycota, Leotiomycetes, Helotiales, Amorphothecaceae. The coding region runs from base 1 to 720 and encodes 239 amino acids. Gene Ontology annotation, molecular function: protein binding. The record is from RefSeq and is a predicted model, not a curated record. The transcript is spliced from 2 exons.